Messenger RNA from Monomorium pharaonis (pharaoh ant), 1227 nucleotides. Its product is annotated as CLIP domain-containing serine protease 2. Gene Ontology annotation, biological process: proteolysis. Lineage: Eukaryota; Metazoa; Arthropoda; Insecta; Hymenoptera; Formicidae. The transcript is spliced from 4 exons. Gene Ontology annotation, molecular function: serine-type endopeptidase activity. The record is from RefSeq and is a predicted model, not a curated record. The coding region runs from base 519 to 1169 and encodes 216 amino acids.
UUUGUUGUAAUGAAAUAUCAAAUUGUGGCGUUACUUUUUAUUAAAAAAUAUAUAAUUUUUAUUUUUUACUCUUCAUGAAAAGUAUGAUAAGCCAAUAAAUUGGAAAACAAUAUUCUUAUUUGGAAUUUACUUCAAGCGUGAUGGAUAGUUAACGUCAUAUGUCAGAGUUGUGGCAAGUGAUUAUAAAGAUCUAUCGGCUAAGCCGUAUGCAAUUCGAUACGGUGGAGAUAAGGUGGCGGGCACGUAAAAGAUUAACGAAUUAAGCGAUACUGGACAUAGUCUGAAUGGAACACUUGACGAGGAACAAAGAUUCUAGUGCAUAACUUGUGGUAAGAACAGUAAUUCUUAAAUACUGUGCACAAUGGUAAAAUAUAAAGAAUAUAAAAAUUAUAUCAAUAUAAUAAUUACGUAAAAUAUAAGAAAAAGUGAACAAAAAGAAUAGUUUAUCAAAAUUGCAAAAUUAUAAAAUUAGUUUUCUCUUGAUCGUUUGUUUGCCUGCUUUUCAGUUUCCAGGCAGGAUGCGAUACUUAUUGCCUUGUAUACUUGUACUCUUGUGCAAUAUUGUCAUAGCGUUUUCCAACUCUUUGACCGAUGUGACAAAACAUCCUAGUUGGUCACUGCUGGAGCACAAUAGAUGCGGUAAUUCUAACAGCGAUCGUAUUAUCGGCGGCAAAAAUGCGAGCCUCGGUGCGUAUCCUUGGAUCGCGAGAAUAGGAUACAGCAUACCUAACGCUGAUGGCGAAAUAAGCUACAGAUGCGGCGGCACGAUUAUCAAUCAACGAUAUGUAAUUACGGCUGCUCAUUGUGUAGUGAAUCUACCCGAAAAUUUCAAGGUCGGUGGAAUCCGUUUGGGUGACCACAACAUCCUGACUGAUCCCGACUGCGAGCAGGGAUAUUGCGCAGAGCCGGUGCAAGAUUACCUGCCCGAGUCGAUAAUCGCCCACGAGGAUUACAACAAACCUCUAUACAAGAAUGACAUAGCUAUAAUACGAUUAAACAAGCCGGUAAUUUACAACGAGCACGUGAGACCGAUUUGCAUGAUGAGCGGUGAAUUUCUCAGGAAAAACUUCGUCGGCGAAAUAGCCGAAGUCGCCGGUUGGGGAAUUUACGAUAUCAGUAAGGCGUUUAAAUUCUAUUCUAAUAAAUAUUUAAACUUUAUAUUUAUUUAAUCUUUCUUAUACAUCAUAAUUUUAAACAUUUAUUUUAAAAAAUUAGAGUUUAUUUUAU